This is a messenger RNA of Adelges cooleyi (spruce gall adelgid), 1375 nucleotides long. RefSeq lists its product as uncharacterized. NCBI's taxonomy places the organism in Eukaryota, Metazoa, Arthropoda, Insecta, Hemiptera, Adelgidae. The transcript has 4 exons. The record is from RefSeq and is a predicted model, not a curated record. The coding region runs from base 346 to 1188 and encodes 280 amino acids.
UUCAUAGCACUAUUCGGUAUUCUACUAAUUUCUCUUCAGUGUGCCCUAUCAUUAUACAUAUUAUAUAUCAACGUUGUGCGCAUUUAGAUUUCAGUGUAGUUGGUUUCGUCUAACUGUGACGUUUUAUUUGAGUUGUGACGAGACAUCCAUAAUAACCCAAAGUUAAAGUUAUGAGACUCACCGUAAACCAUCUUUUGAAAUUCUUCAUUGAUGAUAGCAACUAUAAAUCUAACUGUGUCAUAGCUAAAGCUUAUUCAUAACCAGAAACGAUUAAGUUCCAAAGAACAAUAAUUGUUACUAUUUAAUAUAUAUUGUGUAUCUAGUCAGAUAAUUCUUACUAUCAUAAUGAGUUCUACAGAUCGUUCAAUUUCAUCAGGAUUUCCUAUUCCACAAUGGAUGAAAUCAAGAACAAAUGACAGAUACGACAUGGAUCAGUCAACAUUUUCACCACAGACUUCAGAUGACAGUUUCUUUUUAGUACGUUAUUUAAAAACAGACACGGUUAAUGAAAAACAUGCAGACUCUCUAAUCAGCAAAAGCAAAUCGGCUAAUGAAAAUUUAUCAGAAAAAAGUGCUAAACAUUUCAGUAAUAUGCCUCCAGCUUUAAUAGUAACUGAAUCUGCUGAAUACAAAGGACAUCCUUUAGCUUGCCAACGUUUCAUCACAAAUGCAUGUGCUGAUGAGGUCGCUGCCGUAAGUUUGGGCAGCAAGGUAGGUGAUCCACCAAAAUCAUUAGGCGUAGAUGAUGGUUUUAAAAGCGGUGCAGCUGAAUGUGGUAAAUCCAUUGUAGCUAUGGCACACCAAAUGGUAUCUGGUCGACGGAUGUACAAAGGACGUGCCUCAGGCCCUCAAAAUAUACUUGUCUCGGGACCGCCACCAUCUUCUUUAGCAAAACGACGCAACAGCAAAUCCCUUCCAGCAAGUCCAAUGUGUACCCCUCCAGGAUCACCACAUUCUCCUCGCAAAAACCCAUAUUUCACUGCACCAUUUCAAGAAGAGUCUGGAGACAAACAUGGGUCUUCAUGGAUACUAUCAAAUUUAUUUUCACACAGGGCCGAAUCACAAGAAGAAUUGAUAGAAAAAGAUUACAAACGUCUACCUAAGCCAUCGUCUUCAAGUAAUUUGUGUGUGAAACCUAAACCAACUGAACUUAGGGAAAUGAACUUUUGGUCUCCUACAUCGAUGUAAAAAUUAAGGUUUAAUUUAAAUUCACUUUUAUAAUUGUUCUGCGCUCUGAAAAUAUUUUUUUUUUAAUUUUAAAUGGAUUCCCUAUUUUCUUAAAAAUCUCCACAAUCCUGUACCUGUAAUUAUAUUUUUAUUUAUAUUGUUAUUUUUAAGAUAAUUUUAUAAAGUAAAUACAGUUAAGUAUUUGUAA